Molecule: messenger RNA, 734 nt
Organism: Notechis scutatus (mainland tiger snake)
Lineage: Eukaryota; Metazoa; Chordata; Lepidosauria; Squamata; Elapidae
Source: RefSeq, a predicted model, not a curated record
CCCAGCCGUCCUCCUCGGCGGUGCCCUGCCAGCGAACCAGCUCCUCCGCCAUCUAUAUGAACCUCGCCUCCCACAUCCAGCCCGUGGCGGUGAACAGGGUGGCGUCCCCGCUGCCCAGCCCCAGCGCCAUGAACGAGGCUGCCAAUUCCCAGGCCGCCGCCAAGCUUGCCCUGCGCAAGCAGCUGGAAAAGACUCUCUUGGAGAUCCCUCCCCCCAAGCCCCCCGCCCCCUUGCUCCACUUCCUGCCCAGCGCGGCCAACAGCGAGUUCAUCUACAUGGUGGGACUAGAAGAAGUGGUCCAGAGCGUGAUUGACAGCCAAGGCAAAGGCUGCUCCUCCCUCCUCCGAGUGGAGCCCUUCAUCUGCGCGCAGUGCCGCACGGAUUUCACCCCCCACUGGAAGCAGGAGAAGAACGGCAAAAUCCUGUGCGAGCAGUGCAUGACCUCCAACCAGAAGAAGGCGCUCAAGGCCGAGCACACCAACCGGCUGAAGAAUGCCUUCGUCAAAGCCUUGCAGCAGGAACAGGAGAUCGAGCAGCGGCUGCAGCAGCAGGCCACCCUCUCGCCCACCACGGCUCCGGCCAGCGUGGCCAGUGUCAGCAAGCAGGAGAGCAUCAUGAGGCAUCACACACUCCGACAGGUGAGGCCCUUUGCCCAGCGUGGUUCUGCCGCCCUCUGCCUGCCGCCAGUUCCCUGGCCCAGAUGCUCCUUCAGUUCGAAAUGGUGUUCGGCUUAA